AAUUGUAAAACUUAAGUAUAAUCAUUUGUUGUAGCCAUAAACAUGACGUCAUGCUGAAUUCUUGUUAUUAGAUUAUCUGUGGUCGGGCCCUAGCCUACCUGCCUUCAUGAAACGGUACUAGUUACAUUUCUGCAACGUUUUGCAGUUUUCUAGUUACAGGCGAACACUGUAAGUUACGAGUGUGUUAGCCAUCUAGAAUUAAAACAAAACCAAUGUAGCAAUGUAUGUGUAUGUACAAGAAGAUUAAAUCUUUCCGCUGGAAUUACUACAUUAGUAUACCCUCGAGGGUAUCACAAUCCAUUGUUGGCCCUGUUAGCUGGUUAUUAUUGAAGCGUAGGUAUUGAUAGCUAGUUAAUGUUUUCCUAUCGAAGAGGCGGGAAUCUGAAGCGCAUAGUUUUGGAUGCAUUCGCUUUACACCAGCAAUUCAUUUGACAUUCUGCUUCGAAUAGGAUUUCACUUUUCUGAAGACCAGCAACCAAGGCAUUACAUGGAUUAUCUGUGUUUUAGAACCCUGUGCUGUAAAGGACCUCCCCCACCCAGACCAGAGUAUGAUGUAGUGUGUAUUGGGCUCACAGGCUCUGGAAAGACCAGUCUGCUUUCCAGACUUUGCAGCGAAGCCACAGACAGCAUUGUCCCUACUACAGGUUUUAGCAUCAAAGCUGUGCCAUUCCAGAAUGCCAUACUGAACGUCAAGGAACUAGGAGGAGCGGACUCCAUUAAGAAAUAUUGGAGCCGGUAUUACCAGGGCUCUCAGGGUGUGGUGUUCGUACUGGACAGCGCCUCAUCAGACGAGGACCUAGAGGUGGCACGAACAGAGCUCCACUCAGCCCUGCAGCACCCACAGCUCUGCACGCUGCCCUUCCUCAUACUGGCCAACCACCAGGACAAACCCGCCGCCCGCUCUGUGCAAGAGAUAAAGAAAUACUUUGAGUUGGAACCUUUGGCUCGUGGUAAAAGCUGGGUGCUGGAGGGCAGCACAGUGGACAACAUGGAUGCUGUAAAGGAGAGCUUCAGCCAGCUCAUCAACCUGCUGGAAGAGAAGGACCAGGACACCGGAAGGAUAUGAUCUAGCGGAAACUGUAGAUCCCAGCAUUCUUUGCGCCAAACACUACAAACCGCUGCAUUGCCAUAGGCCAAUUUUGCAUGACCUCUGAGCACAGCAGGUUUGCCUCCAGCACUGAAACCUAACAAAUCAAGCAGGGAACCAUGUGACCAUCAUGAGGUCUUAGACUUAAGGAUUCAUAUCUGCCAAGAAAUAAUGGGGCUCAUCAUAUUUGAAAUAUGACUUCUCUCAACAACUUUGUAUUAACCAAGUACAAGUGUACAGCACUUGAUAACUAUUGUCAAUUUGUGUGUGUGUGUGUGUGUGUGUGUGUGUGUGUGUGUGUUUGUUUUUGUCCUGUGUAAUACAGACUUAGCUGCACAUUGCUACUUAACUGAUAAACUUUCACUUGCGUGGUAUGUAGAGAAUCUAGAACGUUUUUCUUGUUUGUGAUGGAUUGUUUUGUUUAGUGGGCACACUUGUGCGCAUCUGCAGCAGAUGAGUUUGUACUAAAAAGCCUUAAAGUAUGUCCCGAUGUGUUUGUAAACCAAAUGAUAAAUUGACAAGUGUAUCAAGUGAUGUAUCAGUCCGUAGAUGUAACUUUGAUCUUAAAGAAUAGUGGCCAUAAAAUACUCAGCACUUGUAGUUAAAAACAAAAAAUUACUUCCUUGUCAUGGCAUACAAUAAAAUGUGUGGAUUCAAACUCUUAGUAUUAUAGAAAUUAAUUUAGAGAUGCAUCAUCAAGAAAUCAUUUUUGAGGUUUUUGUUUUGUAUGUUUGUUUUGUUUUUUAAUUAUUAUUGUUUCCAAGGGAUUUUCACUAAAGCUUCUGGAAUAUUGUAAUACUUUUCACUAGUCUAUAUUUUCCCCAUAAUUCAGAGCAUCACUUGUAUUUGUUUUACCUGUAUGACAAGUCUUGUCUCUUAAUAGUAAUUAAUCAUGGUAAUGAAUCAUCUCAAAGGUUCAGUGACUGUAAUCAUCAAUUACAACAGUGCUAUACAGCAUAAAAAGUUAGACAUAUGUGAAUGAUGUGACUGGUGAAAAGUGAAUACUUUUGGUAUGGAUUAAUUACCUGUAUUUAUGUAGAAAACAUAUUUGUUGAAAAUAAAUGUCUUCUGUACUGUUGCCUUGGAAUGCAAACUGCUCGUUUGCACACCCACAACACCCAGCCGGCUGCACCUUUUCAGAUAGAGUGUGCGUUGUCCACUUGGACUCCUUUGUCUCAACUCCUACUCCUCUCUAAAACUCAGAAUGGAUGUCACACUAGUAUGCUGAGCUAGAGUUAUUUCAAACUGUUCACAUGAUGGUGUCCUAAAUCUGAAGUGUUCAUCAACCCCACUGACACCUGGGAAAUGUCAUCUUUGUAGUAUACAUUCAGCACCCUGGUGUGUUGGUAUCACUUAAAAGAUUUUAUCCCCCUGGACAAUUCAACUGCCUUUUUGUAAUUUAAAAAUUUGUACAUUUGUUACACUUUUUUUUGGUGAGGGAGUGCUCAUGCCUGCUUUUGUAAUGGAAUAAAUAUGGAUUUGAGUUAAUUGCAAAAUUAUUAACUCUGUAAAUAUGUAAUUUAUGACUAAUUUCCAUUGAGAACAUGGUCUCAAUAAAGGCUGAUGUAUGACAAAUGUUAUCUGUGAUGAGUGCAACAUCAGCAUGAGUGAUUUUGUCAUGAAGUAAUUGGUCCCUAUAUAGGGAAAUGUGUGCAGAAAGAAUUAAAUGACUUUAGGUGAAGAUUUGGAUUAGGUCACCUAUUGAGCAUAUUAGUGUUGGGCUUUCCUGAAUAUGGAUUAAGACAAGUCUGCAUUGCCAAUAUGAAAUCAGUCUUCUCUGUAAUUUACAGUGUAAUUUGACUGCAUAAAUACUCCAUUCAUGGUUUGUAAAUUAAUUUAUAACAAGGACUCGUAUAAAAUGUAUACCUUUUUGCUUUUCAUGUCAGAAGCAUCCCUGCUGUAUCCCUGCCCAUUCCAGAUUGGUCUUUAAAAAAAAACCCUGAGCUUUUAUUUACAAAUGUUUUCCUUUUGUGCUGAUCUGAACCCUCUUGUGACAGAGGUGGAAGAAGGCUUUCCUCUAGGCUAGCUAAGCGUUACUCAGUGGAUUUCAUUUACAAGAGAUGAGUCAUGCAUGAUCUACCCAGACGCCUCUCUGUCCCUGCUGGUCUGAGACCAUAGCCCUGGAUAUCAUUUCUCUUCAUUAGUUUGCAGGAGUUUCCAUUAAGCCUGAUGUUAACACUCUUUCUCCACUAGCUGAUUUAUCGAUGUUCACUAGUUCACAGACGAGUAGAUCAAAGUCAGGUCAGGUUCUAAUAAGUGUUCUAAUAAAACAUAAGUGUUCAGUGUCGUGUUAUUUUUUGUUUGCUUGUUUGUUUUUCUUUGAUUUUUUUUUUUCUUUAAUUUUUCAGACUGCCCAUCUUCUUGGAGCAGUUUUAUGUGGAAAAUAUGAGUGAGCAACUUCAGGGUGCAGUAGGGUAAUGGAGUGUGCUGUGCCGAUUACUCGGCCACUAACAAUUCAAAAUCAACGAUCUACAAUAUAUGCACCAGCUAUAAAUAUUCAUAUUUUAUAUAGGGAAUGGCAAUUGGCCAGAAGAAGAAUAUUAUAUCAUUUGUAGUUUGUUUUUGUUUUGUGGUUUUGUUUUUUGGUUGUUUGUUUGGUAAGUUUCUUUGGAAUAAA
Molecule: messenger RNA, 3704 nt
Organism: Electrophorus electricus (electric eel)
Lineage: Eukaryota; Metazoa; Chordata; Actinopteri; Gymnotiformes; Gymnotidae
Gene: arl15b
Product: ADP-ribosylation factor-like 15b
Molecular function (GO): GTP binding; GTPase activity
Source: RefSeq, a predicted model, not a curated record